Molecule: messenger RNA, 1607 nt
Organism: Synchiropus splendidus (mandarinfish)
Lineage: Eukaryota; Metazoa; Chordata; Actinopteri; Syngnathiformes; Callionymidae
Gene: tmed4
Product: transmembrane p24 trafficking protein 4
Exons: 5
Coding region: 49-708 (219 amino acids)
Biological process (GO): positive regulation of canonical NF-kappaB signal transduction; Golgi organization; endoplasmic reticulum to Golgi vesicle-mediated transport
Cellular component (GO): Golgi apparatus; endoplasmic reticulum; endoplasmic reticulum-Golgi intermediate compartment
Source: RefSeq, a predicted model, not a curated record
AAACGUCACAAACCGCUUUCCCUCUUUGAUGUGCGGCAAGUGUCCAGGAUGCUCUCCGUUUCAGCUACUGGGGUGUUUCUCGUGCUAGCUUGGGUUUACCCGAGCUCUGCACUUUACUUUCACAUCGGAGAGACGGAGAAGAAGUGUUUCAUUGAAGAGAUUCCAGAUGAAACCAUGGUGAUCGGAAAGUAUAGAACGCAGCAGUGGGACAAGAACUCCAACUCCUUCCUCCCAUCCACACCUGGGCUUGGCAUGCAUGUGGAGAUCAAGGACCCAGACACCAAGAUUAUCCUUUCCCGUCAGUACGGCUCAGAAGGACGCUUCACAUUCACCUCUCACACUCCCGGAGAACAUCAGAUAUGUCUCCACUCCAAUUCCACCAAGAUGGCGCUGUUUGCUGGUGGGAAGCUGAGAGUCCACCUGGAUAUCCAGGUAGGAGAGCACACAAACAACUACCCUGAAAUAGCAGCAAAGGACAAGCUGACUGAGCUGCAGCUGAGGGCCAGGCAGCUUCUGGACCAAGUGGAGCAGAUUCAGAAGGAGCAGAACUACCAGCGGUAUCGUGAAGAGAGGUUCCGCAUGACGAGCGAGAGCACCAACCAGCGUGUCCUCUGGUGGUCCAUCGCUCAGACUAUCAUCCUCAUCAUCACAGGAAUUUGGCAGAUGAAGCAUCUCAAGAGCUUUUUCGAGGCAAAGAAACUGGUGUAAAUAUCGACAUGACAGACUCCACCGACCUCAACAAUGGGAUUGUGAAAAACCAGCCAAGGAAACGUCUCCAAGAGGAAACAUCAUCCUCUUUUUUUUUCCUCAUUCCACCUGUGUUUUCUGGCAUUUUCUCCUUGUCUUGAUUCCCGUGCAGCUAAACUGAAUGUGUUUUUAGUUUUGAAGGCGUCUAAUUAUGAGUAUGGGUUUACUUUUAAGUUAUAUAGUUAUAAGUUAUAGCCUUGCACAUAGCUUAAUUGGCUGGUUGUUUUACCAGUAGAGUACAUUAUUGUUGUUUAAACGCAUCUGUUGUAAGUAUUUCGUAACUCCCUAGGCUGUGCUAGAACGUUAGCAGUGGCUGCUAGCAUUUACUAAAAUAAUAAAAUAAGUUAGAUCUUUGAUCAUUUUGCUGGCGACUCAGGAAAACAUCUCAAAAAUGCCCACACAGCAUUACUGAAACAGACCGUGUUUGGGUUUAGGUGGGUGUAUCUGUUCGAUGACAGCUUUUGUAAAUGGAGUUCUUAAUUUAUUUUCUGGCUUGUUUUAAGAAUCAAAGCUAAAAAGUGUAUUAUUUAAUUUCCAAAAGUCAGUAAAUUACUGAAUUAAAUGAUGCAUCAUUUUUAUUCGGUGAAACUGUAACAUGAUGAUUGGCUAUUGUGAAGCAAAAACAAUAGUAAUAUGCCUCGGAUCUGUUGAUGUACGGAAGUUUCCUCGCCAUGUUAUGAUGAUCCAUCACUGUGGAUCUAUUGAUUCAAACAUGCAAUCUGUCGUUUAGGUCCAUCUGUUCACUGCAUCGACACUCGCGCCUUGUUACUGUCAAGAGGUCACUCCGGUUUUUAAAAAGCUGAUUUCGAAGGUCACGCAAGUGAUUAAUAAAGAAACAGUGGAAAAAAAUUCUUCUGUUU